Micromonas pusilla CCMP1545 is the source of this 2028-nucleotide messenger RNA. RefSeq lists its product as uncharacterized. Bases 1 to 2028 code for a protein of 675 amino acids. The record is from RefSeq and is a predicted model, not a curated record. NCBI's taxonomy places the organism in Eukaryota, Viridiplantae, Chlorophyta, Mamiellophyceae, Mamiellales, Mamiellaceae. The transcript is spliced from 2 exons.
AUGGCGCUCGCGCGGCACAAGGGCGAGAUCUUGCACUACGCGGACGAGCUGUCGCAUUACCUGCUCGACGAGACGCCGCUCUCUCCGGAGGCUUUCGGAUUGGAGCUCGGGAGAGGGAAGCGCACGGAGCAACGACAGAAACGGAGGAUCGCCGCGGCCGCGGCGGCCGCCGCCGCCGCGGGGAAGGAGCGCGCGUCGUCAUUCGCGCGGCGCGAGCGCGACGCGGAGCUGAUGACGAAGACGAAGACGCCCGCCGCGGAGGACGCGACGCAGCGGAUGUCGCGACGGCUGCGCGAGGGACGAGCGCAGCAUCAUCAACAUCCCGCGUCGCGCGGCGUCGAGCUCCGAGACCGACGACGACGAGACGGGGAGGAGAACGCGGACGCCGCGGCGGACGCGUCGUCGAAAUCGAAGUCGCCGCCGUUCAGGAAGCUCGCCGCGGCGACGAGCGCGCGCGGCGACGGCGAGGGGCGCGAGGCGGACGGCGGCGCGCGCGCGCGUCACACGCUGCGAGAUCUCAUGACGGUGAACGCGUCUCUCGGCGUGCUCCGGUCGCCGUGGCGAGGCGCGAAUCUGUGCGAGGAGCGGGAGAAGGAAGACGGAACGUCGACCGUCGCGGCGGCGGACGACGCGAAGGGCGGCGAAGAGGACGACGCGCCGCCGCCGCCGCCGGCGCCGGUGCCGGAUCCGCCGCCGCCGAGCGCGCGCGGAUCGGGGAUGGUCCCGAAGGCGAUGACGUUCGCGCCGUCGCCGCUGCGUCGAUCGAGCGGACCUUCUCCGAAGUUUGACGUCAAAGAGGUCGACGACGACGACGACGACGAUUCGAAGAAGAAGUCCGAAGAAGACCGACCGGCGUCGCCGCUCGAGUGCGACAUCGUGGACAUCCUCGCGGACCUCCACAGCGGCGAGACCGAGCGCGCGAUCGAGAAGACGCGGAACGCGCCGCCGUCGUUCUUCGACCGAGCCGGCGCCGCGGCGGCGCCGGCGACGGCCGCCGCCGCCGCGGCGUCCUACCGCACCCCCGCGCCGGCGACGACCGGGACGAAGAAGCGCAAAGGCUCGCCCGUGGAAGACGUCGAGAUGUUCGAGGAGGAGGAAGACGGAACGUCGACCGUCGCGGACGGCGAGGCGCUCGCGGCGCUCCUGCGCGCGAAGCUGCGCGCGCUCGCGGAGGAUCACGGCCGCGAGACGCGCGCGCUGAGAGGCGAGCUUCGAGCGGCGCGCGAUCGACUGAAAGCUUUGAGCGAGGACGUGGAGGAUCUGACCGUGCUCCUGGGCGAGUCGUUGCGCGAGAAGGCGGUGACGCGCUGGAAGUCCGCCGCGCGCGUCGGCGUGGAGCGGAAACGCGCGAAGACGAGCCGAGACGCGUUGCGCGCCGCGGCGUUGCGCGCGAAGGAAGCGGCGGCGGCGGCGGCGGCGGGGGGGGUCGGGGAAGACGGCGAAAAAAAAGGCGGACGCGAAACGUCAACCGUCGCGGACGAGGACGCGGACGCGGACGCCAUAGCAGCGCGCUUCUCUCCGGAGGUGUCCGUGCUUCGACGCGCGUCCGAGUCGGAGCGCGAGGCGACGCGACGACGUCUGGAGGCGGACCUCGCGCCGGCGGUUCGCGAGGAUUUACGCGCGGUUUUACGCGCGGAACUUUCGAGCAAGGUGAAGGACGAGCUGCGCGACGAGCUGCGCGGCGACGUCGAGCGCGAGAUUCGCGGGGGGGGCGCGCGCGGGCUGUUCCUCCGGUCGCCGUACACGCCGAGCGGGCACCUGUCGUCGUUGGCGCUCAGCGCGUCGCGUAGCGGCGGCGCGAAGGGCCGAGGCGGGAGAGGCGGCGGCGGCGGCGGGAAAGGGAAAGGAAAGCGCGCGCCGCUGACGACGUCGAAUAACGUCCCCGAGCUCGUCGCCGCGCACGAGCGCGCGGCGAUGGAGGGGUCGACGACGUCGCUGUCGCCGCCGAGCGGCGCGAGCGCGGCGGCGGUGGUGGUGCCGCCGCCGAGCGCGAAGGAGAACGGCGGCUGGUUUAGCGGAUGGUUUUGA